Messenger RNA from Lycium ferocissimum, 754 nucleotides. RefSeq names its product ethylene-responsive transcription factor ERF017-like. Gene Ontology annotation, molecular function: DNA binding; DNA-binding transcription factor activity. Bases 82 to 618 code for a protein of 178 amino acids. The transcript has a single exon. NCBI's taxonomy places the organism in Eukaryota, Viridiplantae, Streptophyta, Magnoliopsida, Solanales, Solanaceae. Gene Ontology annotation, biological process: regulation of DNA-templated transcription. The record is from RefSeq and is a predicted model, not a curated record.
AGAAUCACCACACAUGCAUCAACACAGAGAAUCAAAUUAAGGAAAUUCUUUUUUGUUGCCCUUCUAUAGAGGUUAGCUAAAAUGGUGAGGCCUAAAGUAAGCAGAGAAAAAAAACUCAAUGGUGACCGUUACAAAGGUGUACGUAUGAGGAAAUGGGGUAAAUGGGUAGCAGAAGUACGACAACCUAAGAGCCGUGACAGAAUAUGGUUAGGUUCAUACGACACGGCUGAGGAGGCCGCAAGAGCUUACGAUGCUGCGGUUGUUUGCUUACGUGGACCAUCGGCGAUGAUUAAUUUCCCAGAUGAUCCGCCACUGAUUAAUCCAUCAUGUCCUGAUGAUGAGACAACGUUGUCACCAUCACAAAUUCAAGUGGAAGCUUCGAGACAUGCCAGGAGAGUUAGUGAAUCCGAAUCCACAGCUGCUGCCAUGGACAACCACGGCGGAUCAGCUGUGGAGAGUGCUGUGUUUUUUAGGGAUGCUUCGGAGUUUGGGUGUUCGAGUUUUGAGGAUUGUUAUAACUUGGAGGAUAAGAGAUGUGUGGAUCAUCAUGGUGAAGGAGUUGAUGAAGUAGUGUUGCAUGAUGAUUUGUUUGAUAGUGCUAGAAUGUGGUCUUUUUGAUUAAUUAAAAAGUAAGACUUUCUCAAUGACUUUUUAGUUCCAACUACUAGUACUAAAUUGUUGCUUGUUAGGUUACUAGUACGUGGUUGUAUUGGACUACAUUUAAAUUUAUUCUACUUUAACUAAUUUUAGAGUG